Phytomonas sp. EM1 is the source of this 620-nucleotide messenger RNA. Lineage: Eukaryota; Euglenozoa; Kinetoplastea; Trypanosomatida; Trypanosomatidae. The record is from the annotation of a GenBank genome assembly.
UUUCUCGAGGAGGAAAGUAGGUACAAGAAACCAAAUUGGAAUAAUGUAUUCGAUGCCCUAAUCUUACUAAUGGGGUUGUCCCUUGAGCUAAAAGGGAAAAAGGAAUCUUCCAUCCAUUGCAAACAAAAUCUUAUUUUUACGAUGUUUGCCUUCACAUCGUUUCCAUUUACUUAUUGUCUGAUAGAGGUGUGGAUACGAAGCAUAUCAGCAGCGCUUAAUUCAUCAAUAGUAUCGCAUUUUGGAUGUCAUAUCAAGCGCAUAGUGCCUCUUUCGAGUUGUGUUGCAUUACAAAUUGUGGUGUCGUUUUCAACUGCAGCACUGCUCUUUCGGUUUUCUAGCUUGUGGUCCAAGCUCCGAACAAUACUACCUUGAGAGGAGCAGGUAGAACGACAUUGGAAACGACCAGGCUUAUUAUACGUUUCGCGUAAAAGAAAAAAAUAACGAGGAUUCGUCUAGCCUCGCUGGAGUUUAAAUGUUUUCUUCUAGGUCAUCUCUAAUUCAAGUGUUGUCUCCAUUACUGCCAUCAAGGCAUCGUUAGAUUACGCUUCAGAUGUUGUGAAAUUCAUUAUAUUAGGGGAGGCCCUAUUUUUCAACAAAAUGAGGAUAUAGAGGUGGUAAAA